CGCCAUCAUGCGCAUGCGUUUUGAACUUCCCAUCAUUCUUGGUGGAGGCGCACGUGGAAAACGCGGGGUGACGGUAUGGCAGAAUCGAACGGUUUGGGGUUUCAUUUGGACCGAACACAGGUCACAAAGGCGGUGAAGGCCCUUUUUGCCUACUUGAAGAGUGUUUCAGCAUCGAAGGCUAAGCUCUUAGAGGAACAGCAGGUCAUCUCUCUUAUCAUCACUCUUUGGAAGAUCCCACCCAAUGAGCAAUCCAUCAAAAUUCACUUGCCCCAUACAAUCCACACGGGUUCAACAGAAGUGUGUCUGUUCACCAGAGAUGAGCCUGAUAUGUCUGCCGAGAAGACGGAAGCAUUCUACAAGAAGCUACUGGCAGAUAAGAACAUCCGCUAUGUAUCAGAAGUUAUUUCCUACAAGACUUUAAAAAAAGAAUACAAGCCAUUUGAGGCCAAACGUCGGCUGCUGAGUAAUUUCGACCUGUUUCUCGCCGAUGCCAGGAUUUAUCGACUUCUUCCAACUCAGAUUGGGAAGCAUUUCUAUAAGAGCAAGAAAGUGCCCAUCUCUGUGAACCUGAAACCAGCGUUUCUAGAGAAUGAGAUAAACAAGGUGAUGAAGACGACUGUCCUCACUGUCACCAACAAAGGAUGUUGUUGUAACGUCAAGGUGGCCCAUUCUAGGAUGACGAUUGAACAGGUGGUAGAGAAUAUCUGUGUGGUAGUUGGUGUCAUUGCUGCAAAGCUUUACAAAAAAGCAACAAAUAUAAAAAUCAUCCAUUUAAAGAGCAGCUCCUCGAUAGCUCUGCCUGUCUACACAUCACCUCUUCACCACCUGGAUGAUCUGGACAGUGAGAUAUUGAAACAGCGGAAAGAAAGAAAGGAAGCAGACAAGGCCAAGAAAACUGCAGAGACGUUGGCGAAGAAGGACGAAGAGCUAAUUCCGGAGCUACUUCCAUUAGACACAAGUAAGGGCAAAUCUGAGUGGACCUCAGAAAACAAGCAACAAGAAACUCCCUGUGGACCUGCUAAGAAGUCACCCAGAAGUGAUCCCAAAAUCAAAGAAAAAACUCCACUGGCCAAAAAGGCGAGGCUGACUUCUAACAGUGCACUGAAUUCCCCCAAAACCCCCAGGUGGGCUGAAGUUGUGACCUCCCUAAAGGAGACAAAAAAUCCAAAGACACCAAAACGGGAGGCUAAGCCAAAAACAGAAUCGGGGAAGCCGAAAAGGGGAGCACCAGCUGGCACAAAUGUGACCACGUCAGCAAAAAAGGCUCCAAAAACACCCAAGCGGAAAGUGCAGGAGCUCGUCGUCCCCCAGACUUGCUGAUCCCCUUACACGUUGGGCCGAAGCAAAAUUCUGUGAAGACCGGCCGGCGUGUAAUAUGGAGGUUGGACUUUGUACAAGAAAGCAGCACAGCCAGUGUGUGCGUUGCUUGUUUGCCUUAUAGAAGGUCUUUUUUGGCCUUUCUAGCAAUAUAAAUAAAUGUAUAUUAAAAUUGAAA
This is a messenger RNA of Erpetoichthys calabaricus (reedfish), 1495 nucleotides long. It is a transcript of the gene rsl1d1, whose product is annotated as ribosomal L1 domain containing 1. The record is from RefSeq and is a predicted model, not a curated record. The coding region runs from base 76 to 1320 and encodes 414 amino acids. Gene Ontology annotation, cellular component: 90S preribosome. NCBI's taxonomy places the organism in Eukaryota, Metazoa, Chordata, Cladistia, Polypteriformes, Polypteridae. The transcript has 9 exons.